GGUACGGAAUAUGACAUCACCUCGAUAACAAUAACAAGGAUAUAAGCGGCCGACACGAGGUGUCUGAACUUAGUCCCAUUUUCAACUGAGCUCGGCGCAACAUCGUCAACCGGUUAACACCACUCCCUUACAGCCAUGAAGGUCCUAAUUGUUUUCGGGCUCUGCCUACUCGUCGCAGUCAACGCGGCACCAGCGACCAAAGCUAACAAGCACGACUCCAUUGCCGAAGCAUCUGACGCGACAGAGGCCGUCGCACCUGAAGCACCAGCUAGCCCAGAAUCCGAGAACACCGAUGACUUCAAGGAGCCCGAGGCAAAGGAAGAGACCCCUGCUGCCGCCCCUAAGGCCGAGGAUACACCUGCUCUCGAGACUUCUGGUGAGAGCAAGUUGCCCGACACACCCGUUGAGGACGAGGAAAGCGAAGAUGAUGACGAUAGCUUCGAUGAUGGUGAUGAUGAGGAGGACGAGGAUGAUGAAGAUGAUGAGGAGGAUAGCGAUGAUGGCGAUGAUGAGGAUGACGAGAAAGAGAGCGGUGAUGGUGAUGCAGGAAAUGCCAAGGAUGAGGCCUCCGGAGAAAGCGACGAUGCUAAGCCAAAGACGAAAGAUGCUGAGAAGAAAGAUGAUAAGAAGAAGGUGGACGAAAAGAAAGAGGAUGAGAAGAAAGAUGAUGACAAGAAGGUAAAGGAGAAAAAAGAGGAUGACAAGAAGAACGACUCCAGUGCCAGCGGUGAGAGCGAAGACAGCGACGACGGAGAUGAUGAGGAUGAUGAAGAAGACGAGGAAGAUGAAAAGGAUGAGAGUGACGAGGCUGAUAGCGAUGAUGGCAGCGAGAAGGAAGAUGAUGAUGCCGAUGAGGAAUAAAUAAAUUCUGCUUCGAAUACCAUCAAAUGCUACUGAUAACUCUCAGAGACACUCUUGCAUGCUUAUCAUGUUAUAAUAUACAACCUACUGAUCACGAAUUGCCAGCAAUUUAAUGCCAGAAAUACCCGUUUUUUGAAAACGGCAAAUAAAAUAUAUCUAAAAAUG
Molecule: messenger RNA, 1026 nt
Organism: Nematostella vectensis (starlet sea anemone)
Lineage: Eukaryota; Metazoa; Cnidaria; Anthozoa; Actiniaria; Edwardsiidae
Product: protein starmaker
Exons: 4
Coding region: 136-861 (241 amino acids)
Source: RefSeq, a predicted model, not a curated record